GCCAGGCGCUCAAAGCGCUUGGAGCCAGCGCGGCGGGGCGAUCGCUGCGCGCAGCCCGCAGAGGCGCUGCGGCCAGUGCAGCCCAGGAGGCCCCGCGCAGAGAAGGAGGUGGAGAAGAGGCCGGCUUGCAGCCCGCCGCCCGCAGCCCGCCACCCGCCGCCCGCGCCCCCCCCUCCAUCCCGCCGCCGCCGCCGCCGUCCCCCCCUCCUUCCCCGCGGCGCCGCAUCUUGAAUGGAAACAUGGCGGUGCCGGCUCGGACCUGCGGCGCUUCUUGGCCCGACCUGGUGCGGACCGCUCGCCCCUGGCUGGGUCGCGGUCCCCGGCCCUGCCCUGACCCCCGGGGCCCAGCGUCCGGGCCCGCACGCCCGCUCUUGCUAUUGCUGCCGCCUCUGCUGCUUUUACCGCUGCUCACCGCCCCCGGCGCCUGUGCCUACAGCUUCCCCCAGCAGCACACGAUGCAGCACUGGGCCCGGCGCCUGGAGCAGGAGAUUGACGGUGUGAUGCGGAUUUUUGGAGGUGUGCAGCAGCUCCGAGAGAUCUACAAGGACAAUCGGAACCUGUUUGAAAUCCAGGAGAAUGAACCACAGAAAUUGGUGGAGAAGGUGGCAGGAGACAUUGAGAGCCUGCUGGACAGGAAGGUCCAGGCCCUGAAGAGACUGGCUGAUGCUGCAGAGAAUUUCCAGAAAGCCCACCGCUGGCAGGACAACAUCAAGGAGGAAGACAUCAUGUACUAUGACGCCAAGGCUGACGCCGAGUUGGAUGACCCUGAGAGUGAAGAUAUGGAGAGGGGCUACAAGGGCAGCGCCUUAAGGCUGGACUUCAUGGAGGACCCGAACUUCAAGAACAAAGUCAACUAUUCCUACACGGCUGUGCAGAUCCCCACAGACAUCUACAAAGGCUCUACCGUCAUCCUCAACGAGCUUAACUGGACAGAGGCCCUGGAGAAUGUCUUCAUCGAGAACCGAAGACAAGACCCUACACUGUUGUGGCAAGUCUUCGGCAGUGCCACAGGAGUCACCCGCUAUUACCCAGCCACACCAUGGCGAGCCCCCAAGAAGAUUGACCUGUACGACGUCAGAAGACGACCCUGGUAUAUACAGGGGGCCUCAUCACCCAAGGACAUGGUCAUCAUUGUGGAUGUGAGUGGCAGCGUGAGCGGCUUGACUCUGAAGCUGAUGAAGACAUCCGUCUGCGAGAUGCUAGACACGCUCUCUGAUGAUGACUAUGUGAAUGUGGCCUCAUUCAACGAGAAGGCGCAGCCUGUGUCUUGCUUCACACACCUGGUGCAGGCUAAUGUGCGUAACAAGAAGGUGUUCAAGGAAGCUGUGCAGGGCAUGGUGGCCAAGGGCACCACGGGCUACAAGGCCGGCUUCGAGUACGCCUUUGACCAGCUCCAGAAUUCCAACAUCACUCGGGCUAACUGCAACAAGAUGAUCAUGAUGUUCACGGAUGGGGGUGAGGACCGCGUGCAGGAUGUCUUCGAAAAGUACAAUUGGCCCAAUCGGACGGUACGCGUGUUCACGUUCUCUGUAGGACAGCAUAACUAUGAUGUCACACCCUUGCAGUGGAUGGCCUGUACUAACAAAGGUUACUAUUUUGAGAUCCCUUCCAUUGGAGCCAUCCGCAUCAACACACAGGAAUACCUGGAUGUGCUGGGUAGGCCCAUGGUACUGGCAGGCAAGGACGCCAAGCAAGUGCAAUGGACAAACGUGUAUGAAGAUGCACUGGGGCUGGGGUUGGUGGUAACAGGGACUCUCCCUGUUUUCAACCUGACACAGGAUGGCCCUGGGGAAAAGAAGAACCAGCUAAUCCUGGGUGUGAUGGGCAUCGAUGUGGCCUUGAAUGACAUCAAAAGGCUGACUCCCAACUACACACUUGGCGCCAAUGGCUAUGUGUUCGCCAUCGACCUCAACGGCUACGUGUUGCUACAUCCCAAUCUCAAGCCCCAGACUACCAACUUCCGAGAGCCCGUGACCUUGGACUUCCUGGAUGCGGAGCUGGAAGAUGAGAACAAGGAGGAGAUCCGUCGCAGUAUGAUUGACGGCGACAAAGGCCACAAGCAGAUCAGAACCUUGGUCAAAUCCCUGGAUGAGAGGUACAUAGAUGAAGUGAUCCGGAACUACACCUGGGCGCCUAUACGGAGUACCAACUACAGCCUGGGGCUGGUGCUCCCACCCUACAGCACCUACUACCUCCAAGCCAACCUCAGCGACCAGAUCCUGCAGGUCAAGUAUUUUGAGUUCCUGCUUCCCAGCAGCUUUGAGUCUGAAGGACAUGUUUUCAUUGCUCCCAGAGAGUAUUGCAAGGACUUGAAUGCCUCGGACAACAACACCGAGUUCCUGAAGAACUUCAUCGAGCUCAUGGAGAAAGUAACUCCGGACUCCAAGCAGUGUAAUAACUUCCUUCUGCACAACUUGAUUCUAGACACGGGCAUUACACAGCAGUUAGUGGAACGUGUGUGGCGGGACCAAGAUCUCAACACGUACAGCCUGCUAGCCGUAUUUGCUGCCACUGAUGGUGGCAUCACACGUGUCUUCCCGAACAAGGCAGCUGAAGACUGGACAGAAAACCCUGAACCCUUCAAUGCCAGCUUCUACCGCCGCAGCCUGGAUAACCGUGGUUAUAUCUUCAAGCCCCCACACCAGGACUCCCUGUUAAGACCACUGGAGCUGGAGAAUGACACCGUAGGCGUCCUCGUCAGCACAGCUGUGGAGCUCAGUCUAGGCCGUCGCACACUGAGGCCAGCAGUGGUGGGUGUCAAACUGGACCUAGAGGCUUGGGCUGAAAAGUUCAAGGUGCUUGCCAGCAACCGUACCCAUCAGGACCAACCUCAGAAGCAGUGUGGCCCCAGCAGCCACUGUGAGAUGGACUGCGAGGUUAACAACGAGGACCUUCUCUGUGUCCUCAUUGAUGAUGGAGGAUUCUUGGUGCUGUCAAACCAGAACCAUCAGUGGGACCAGGUUGGCAGAUUCUUCAGUGAGGUGGAUGCCAACCUGAUGCUAGCACUGUACAAUAACUCCUUCUACACAAGAAAGGAAUCCUAUGACUAUCAGGCAGCCUGUGCCCCUCAGCCUCCUGGCAACUUGGGUGCUGCACCCCGAGGUGUCUUUGUGCCCACCAUUGCAGAUUUCCUUAACUUGGCCUGGUGGACCUCUGCUGCCGCCUGGUCCUUAUUCCAGCAGCUACUCUACGGUCUCAUCUACCACAGCUGGUUCCAGGCAGACCCGGCAGAAGCCGAGGGCAGCCCCGAGACGCGUGAGAGCAGCUGCGUCAUGAAACAGACCCAGUACUACUUCGGCUCGGUGAACGCGUCCUAUAACGCCAUCAUUGACUGCGGAAACUGCAGCAGGCUGUUCCACGCGCAGAGACUGACCAACACCAACCUUCUGUUCGUGGUGGCCGAGAAGCCGCUAUGCAGCCAGUGCGAGGCUGGCCGGCUGCUACAGAAGGAGACACACUGCCCAGCGGACGGCCCGGAGCAGUGUGAGCUGGUGCAGAGACCGCGAUACCGAAGAGGUCCGCACAUCUGUUUUGACUACAACGCGACGGAAGAUACCUCAGACUGUGGCCGCGGAGCCUCCUUCCCUCCGUCACUGGGCGUCUUGGUUUCCCUGCAGCUGUUGCUCCUCCUGGGCCUGCCGCCUCGGCCGCAGCCUCAGGUCCACUCCUUCGCUGCCUCUCGCCGCCUCUAAGCGACCCACACACACACAUCAUACCCCCGCCUUGGCCUCCUAGCCUUUCGCUCACCCUCCCAUUCCACAUUCCCCAAUCUAGAGCCUUGGCCACUCCUUCCUGAAGGACCUGGGCCCCUUCCCCCGGAGCCUGUGCCUUGGGGCAGGGGAGCCCCAAAGUAAGGUGCCAUGGUGUUUGGCACUCAAGAUUUAGCUCACCCUUAAACUGUCCAAGUGCCCGAAGUCCCUGGACUCAUCCCCGGGGGCUGGGACAGGAGGCCACUAGUACCGAUGCCAAACCAGGCCUCCACCAACCCACCUGCCUGGAGAUUUCCUCUAUAUAGGCAACCCUGCCACUGCUGAGCGCCUCUAACCGGCCCUCUGGCCCCACCUAAGCCCAAACAUACCUUCUCUGGGGAAAAAAAAGAGAUAGAAGGAGAGAUGGUAGUGGUGAGAGAUUGGGGGGGGGACACCCCCUCCCCAUAGGCUUCUCGACCUUUCAGGCUACAACACCCCAGCCUUGCAGGUGUCAAGGCAGUCUAACAAUGAUAUCAGUUAAAAUACACCCUAUAUACACCUGGACCUCUGAGAGCGGACCACCGUGAGACUCUCACUAGACAUACCUGUGAGGAAACACAGUCAGACGUGCACCGUGGCGGGGCACACAAAGCCUUAUACUGGGCGGGGGUCAGUGAAGGGGUUCGCUUGUGUCUCUCACCUCCGCCUCUACUCUGAGAUGCAGCCUGGCUGGUCCUCCCAUCUCUAAAACUGAAUGUCAAACCGUGCCAAACGCUGGGGGAAGGCCUCUCUGUAUCACCCCUAGCCUAGCCACCAGUGUCCCCAAGUGCCCCUCCCCCUGCCAGGUGCUCAUUGUAAUCACUGCUCACCAGUGUCAGGCCCCUAGCAGGACCACACAUCACUGCCUGAAUCCCUUUGGCAGAAGAACCCUGCCAGACAUCAUACUUUGCCUUAGCAGGGGUGACUUGCUCUCUCCUGGCUGGGCCAUCCCAUCCGCAAUCUGGUUCUUACAUGCUCAGGCCUAAUUCCCUCUGUACACACACACACACACACACUCACACACACUCCCUGCCCCUAGGAGGCCAAAUUGCCCCUCCCUUAUUGAACACACACUUGCACCAAGCACAUGUCUCACCAACCACACUGCACACACAGAGGCUGGGCCCAGGACACAUCUCUUCACACUGUUCAUUCUGUCAUUUCUCCCAAAGGCAUCGUAACCUGGGGGCCAGGAGGGGACUGAGGGCAGGGGGGGGCAGGGGUGUAGCCAUGAGGCUCAGAUGGACUGGGAGGAGGGGGGAGGGUGAUACAUUAAUUAAUGGCUUCGUUAAUUAAUGUCACGUUGCUUGUUGCUUUCUCAGUGUGUGUAUGGUCCAUGCCCAAUGCUGGUGACAGGGUGGGUGCCCAUGAUGGGUCCCCAGCCUGGAGGUCAGCUGUGUCCUGUGGGGGCGCGUGUGUAACUGUAGUGUAGUCAGGUGCUCAACGGAGAAUAUAAACAAAAAAAAAGGAAACAAACGUAUACAGAAAAAUAAAUAUAUAUUUUAAGUUUAAAAAGAAACAAAACCAGACAGAACAAUCCCCAUCAGGUAGUUGUCCAACCCCCAGCUGGGUUCAACCCUCUCAUCACCCACCUGACCUAGCUGUCCCCUCACUGUGUCACCAUGGGCUGGGGGACUUGGGGGCCAUUUCCUUUGCCUUUUUUUUUCUUUUUGGUUGUUCUAUUUUGUACAGACAAGUUGGGAAAACAACAGCGACAAAAAAAAAGUCGAGAAACUUUGUAAAAUAUUGUGUGUGUGAUUCCUUGUAAAAUAUUUUCAAAUGGUUUAUUACAGAAGAUCAGUUAUUAAAUAAUGUUCAUAUUUUCACUUCAAACCA
This is a messenger RNA of Apodemus sylvaticus (European woodmouse), 5564 nucleotides long. It is a transcript of the gene Cacna2d2, whose product is annotated as calcium voltage-gated channel auxiliary subunit alpha2delta 2. The record is from RefSeq and is a predicted model, not a curated record. The transcript is spliced from 38 exons. Bases 240 to 3692 code for a protein of 1150 amino acids. NCBI's taxonomy places the organism in Eukaryota, Metazoa, Chordata, Mammalia, Rodentia, Muridae. Gene Ontology annotation, cellular component: voltage-gated calcium channel complex. Gene Ontology annotation, molecular function: voltage-gated calcium channel activity.